Nerophis lumbriciformis (worm pipefish) is the source of this 804-nucleotide messenger RNA. The record is from RefSeq and is a predicted model, not a curated record. NCBI's taxonomy places the organism in Eukaryota, Metazoa, Chordata, Actinopteri, Syngnathiformes, Syngnathidae.
AUGAUCAAGAAAAUGUCCCCCUCGGAGAGCGACUUUGACAUUCCGGCCAAGAACUGCUACAGGAUGGUGAUUCUCGGCUCCACGAAAGUGGGCAAAACGGCCAUCGUGUCCCGGUUCCUCAACGGGAGGUUCGACGAGCAGUACACGCCGACGAUAGAGGACUUUCACCGGAAACUGUACAGCAUCAAGGGGGACGUUUACCAGCUUGACAUCCUGGAUACUUCUGGGAACCAUCCGUUCCCGGCCAUGCGGAGGCUCUCCAUCCUGACAGGAGACGUGUUCAUCCUGGUCUUCAGCCUGGACAACAGAGACUCCUUCCACGAGGUCCAGCGUCUCAAGCGUCAAAUCUACGAGACCAAGUCGUGCCUGAAAAACAAAAUGAAGGAGAACCUCGACGUGCCUCUGGUCAUCUGCGGCAACAAAGGCGAUCGCGAGUUCUACCGCGAGGUGCAGCGCGCCGAGAUCGACCAACUGGUGGAGGGCGACGACAACAAGUGCGCCUACUUCGAGAUCUCAGCCAAGCGCAACGAGAACGUGGACCGCAUGUUCCAGACGCUCUUCACCCUGGCCAAGCUGCCCCACGAGAUGAGCCCCGACCUGCACAGGAAGGUGUCGGUGCAAUACUGCGACAUGCUGCACAGAAAGUCCGUCAAGAGCAAGAAAAUGAAGGACGUAGGGGAGGCGUACGGCAUGGUCACGCCGUACGCGAGAAGACCCAGCGUGCACAGCGACCUCAUGUACAUUAAGGAGAAAGCGGUCGGUGGAGGGCAAGCCAAAGAUAAAGAAAGAUGCGUCAUCAGUUAA